AAUUAUAACAAUAAAGCUAUAGCGGUAUCCAUAUAUUUCCAACCUCGAUUGAUUCAUCGAUCGAUCGAUCGAUCCUGUUCUAUAGUAAUUAAGAAAAAUGGCAUACGAAGAGGCCAUUGAAGGACUUAAUAAGCUACUCAGCGAGAAGAAGGAGCUGGAAUCAGUGGCAGCGUCGAAGAUAGAGCAGAUAACAGCUGAGCUACAGCAUCCCUUCAACCCUCUAGAGAAGGUCAGGGCCGGUUUCACCCAUUUUAAGACCCAGAAAUAUGAGAAAAAUCCAGAUCUGUACGGUGAACUUGCAAAAGGCCAGAGCCCAAAGUUCAUGGUGUUUGCAUGCUCGGAUUCUCGGGUGUGCCCCUCGCACGUGUUGGAUUUCCAGCCAGGAGAGGCUUUUGUCGUCCGCAAUAUUGCCAACAUGGUUCCUCCUUAUGACCUGAUUAGAUACUCUGGAGUUGGAGCAGCCAUUGAAUAUGCUGUUCUCCAUCUUAAGGUGGAGACAAUUGUGGUAAUUGGGCACAGCUGCUGUGGAGGGAUUAAGGGGCUCAUGUCCAUUCCAGAUGAUGGAUCCACAUCCACUGCAUUUAUUGAGGACUGGGUAAAGAUCUGCUCGCCGGCCAAGACCAAGGUCAAGUCUGAGGCGGCUGAUGCCGGCUUUGCUGACCAAUGUGUCACUUGUGAGAAGGAAGCAGUGAAUGUGUCACUUGGGAAUCUGUUGACAUACCCAUUCGUGAGGGAUGGUCUGGCCAAGAAGACACUGAGCUUGAAGGGAGCUCACUAUGACUUUGUCAAGGGCACUUUUGAUCUAUGGAAUCUUGACUUUGGCAUCUCUCCUUCUCUAUCUACAUGAUCAUCAUCAUGAGAU
Impatiens glandulifera is the source of this 862-nucleotide messenger RNA. Its product is annotated as carbonic anhydrase 2-like. The record is from RefSeq and is a predicted model, not a curated record. Gene Ontology annotation, molecular function: zinc ion binding; carbonate dehydratase activity. Gene Ontology annotation, biological process: carbon utilization. The transcript is spliced from 8 exons. Bases 98 to 847 code for a protein of 249 amino acids. Lineage: Eukaryota; Viridiplantae; Streptophyta; Magnoliopsida; Ericales; Balsaminaceae.